Cuscuta campestris is the source of this 1099-nucleotide messenger RNA. The record is from the annotation of a GenBank genome assembly. NCBI's taxonomy places the organism in Eukaryota, Viridiplantae, Streptophyta, Magnoliopsida, Solanales, Convolvulaceae.
UUUACUUGUAGAAGUUUUUAUUUUUUAAUCAUUUGUAACAUUUCUUUUUUUUUUUUCCAAAUGGUGACAUGAUAAGGAGAAAAGGAGAAGGAAGGAGAUACGGUUGGCUCUUUCGCCCACAGUUUCCUUGCGCCAUCGCCAUCUAUCCCCUUUUCAUUGGCCUUUUACUCUACAGGCUUAAAACAACACCAAACACCAUAGCUAAUCUCCUUUCACACUGAAAAUUCGCAGCAAUGCUAGCUUCAACGGCCCUGAAUCUAGGCUCUUUCGCCGCCGGUCCCGUCAAGGAAUUCCCGGCACACAAAUCUGGCAAGCUCUCUUCUUCGCUCUAUGGGUUUCCGCCCAUUUCAUCGUCUGCUCCGCCGCGCGUUGUGCUAAAGCACUCAAGAAAUCAUGUGAAAACCGCUGUAGCCGCUGUAGAAUCCUCCCCUACUGCAGAAAAGCAAGGAACAGAAAGGAAAAAGUAUUAUUUUCUUGUUGCAAAUGCAAAAUUCAUGCUGGAUGAGGAGGAGCAUUUUCAGGAGCAAUUAUCGGAGCGUAUGAGGCAUUAUGGAGAGCGUCAAAAGGAACAAGAUUUCUGGCUUGUGAUUGAGCCCAAGUUCUUGGACAAAUUCCCCGACAUUACUAAGAGACUAAAGAGACCUGCGGUGGCUCUAGUUUCUACCAAUGGCUCUUGGAUCAAGUUCAUGAAGCUAAGAUUAGACAGAGUGUUACAAGAUUGUUUUGAGGCUGAUAGUGUAGAAGAAGCCUUGGCUUCUACCCCUACUAAACUUGAGUUUGAGAAACCGGAGAAUUGGACCGCACCAUACCCCAAGUAUAAGUUUGGAUGGUGGGAGCCAUUCUUGCUGCCAGGAUCUCAUGCCCAGAAGGUAUGAAUCACUUCUUCCAAAAUUUUGUAUGUUGGCAAAGCUGGUGAACAAUUGUUAGUUUUGGGAGUUGACAAAAUUUCAGAAGCCCAACCUCUAGUAUAUCUGAAGAGGUAAAAUGUGUAUCUAACUUGUGUUUAAUUUCUUGCGUUUCAUUUGUAUAAAUGAAUUGCAAUCUGUUUCUACUUUGGUGUAGUUGUAGUCAUAUUUCUGCAAGCUUUUUAAACUUCUAU